This is a messenger RNA of Wasmannia auropunctata (little fire ant), 2766 nucleotides long. RefSeq names its product dual specificity tyrosine-phosphorylation-regulated kinase mbk-2. The coding region runs from base 1 to 2766 and encodes 921 amino acids. Gene Ontology annotation, biological process: peptidyl-threonine phosphorylation; peptidyl-serine phosphorylation. The record is from RefSeq and is a predicted model, not a curated record. The transcript is spliced from 2 exons. Gene Ontology annotation, molecular function: protein serine/threonine/tyrosine kinase activity; ATP binding; protein serine/threonine kinase activity. Lineage: Eukaryota; Metazoa; Arthropoda; Insecta; Hymenoptera; Formicidae. Gene Ontology annotation, cellular component: nucleus.
AUGACUAGCUUGGCCCUGUCGGCGGUGGCAAGCAGGAUCGAGAUGCCCCUCUCCAAAACGAAUCCGUUUGCGAUCAACCCGCAGCCGUACAUCUCGAGCAGCGAGAGCAGCAACCACCUGCCGCCGAUCAUCAAGGGUGCCGGGCUGACCGGCCUGAAGCAGACCGGCGGCGGCGGCGGCGGCGGUGGAGGCGGCGGCGGCGGCGGCGGCGGAGGUGGCGGUGGAGGUGGCGGCGACGAGACGGUGCCUUACGUAGGUUACCAGAGACUACCGUGGAAAGGCGAGAGCUUCGGCCUGAGUAACUGGCCGGUGAGUCACAAUUCCAGCCACAAUUCGCAUUCGCAACCCAACAGCCAGUCGAGCAGUCCUGUGGUGAGAAACGGCCGUUCUGACGGCAAUUCUAACAGCGGUACUGGCCGCGGCGGAGGCGGCGGAGGCGGUGGUGGCGGCGGCGGAAGCGACAACGGAGGCGUCGGUGGAGGUGGCGGUGGCGGCGGAAGCGGCGGCGGCGGCGGCGGCGGCGGCGGUGGUGGAAGCGGUGGCGUCGGCAACAACAGCAUCGUCAGCGUGAAACCGAAGACGGCGACCAUCACGCCGGAGAUGGUGAUGAAGCUUUACAUGAACAAGCUUACGCCGUACGAGCACCACGAGAUCUUCAACUACCAGCAGAUCUACUUCAUCGGCGCGAACGCGAAGAAACGACCGGGCAUCAUCGGCCGGCCGAACAACAACGAGUACGACAACGAACAGGGCUCGUACAUCCACGUGCCGCACGAUCACGUGGCGUAUCGGUACGAGGUGCUGCGCGUCAUCGGCAAGGGCUCGUUCGGCCAGGUGGUCAAGGCCUACGAUCACAAGACCCACGAGCACGUGGCGCUCAAGAUGGUGCGGAACGAGAAGCGCUUCCACCGUCAGGCGCACGAGGAGAUACGUAUACUGCGCAAGCUGCGCGAGCAGGACAAGGACAAUAGCAUGAACAUCAUCCACAUGUUCGACUCGUUCACCUUCCGCUGCCACAUGUGCAUCACCUUCGAGCUGCUCAGCAUCAACCUGUACGAGCUCAUCAAGAAGAACAACUUCAAGGGCUUCAGCCUGCAGCUCGUGCGCAAGUUCUCGCACUCGCUACUGCUCUGCCUGGACGCGCUCUACAAGAAUAAGAUCAUACACUGCGACAUGAAGCCGGAGAAUGUGUUGCUCAAGCAGCAGGGCCGCAGCGGCAUUAAGGUGAUAGAUUUUGGUUCCAGCUGCUACGAGAAUCAACGGGUAUACACCUACAUUCAGAGUCGUUUCUACCGCGCGCCGGAAGUGAUAUUGGGCGCGAGGUACGGGAUGCCGAUCGACAUGUGGAGCCUCGGGUGCAUCCUGGCGGAGCUGUUCACCGGUUUUCCGCUGCUGCCAGGCGAGGACGAGGCAGACCAGCUGGCGUGCAUCAUCGAGAUGCUGGGCAUGCCGCCGCAGCGGUUGCUGCAAAACUCGAAGCGAUCGCGUCAGUUCAUCAGCUCGAAGGGCUACCCGAAGUACUGCACCGCGACGGCGAUGCCGGACGGCACGACAGUGCUAAGCGGGGGUCUAUCGAGACGAGGGAAGCUGCGCGGUCCGCCGGGCUCGCACGAUCUCGAGCGCGCCCUCAAGGGCUGCGACGACGUGCUGUUUUUGGACUUUCUCAGGCGAUGCCUCGUUUGGGAGCCGGAGUGCCGGAUGACACCGAACAAGGCGCUGAGGCAUCCGUGGCUGCGCCGCCGAUUACCGAGGCCACCGGGUGCAGACAAGAACGACACGCUGCCGGCGGUGACGUCGGCGCAACCCCCGACCACCGGCGGCGGCGGGCCCAACCUGAGAACUUCCGCGUCCGGCAGCAGGAGCUCCAGCAAGACUAAUAGUAUGCAGAGUAGCAAUAACACCAGCGAGGACAUCGCGACCAGCAAGACGACGGGCCAGCAGACGAGGGGGAACCGCUUGGUGGAGGACAUGGUGUCGGCUUACGCGGGUUACUCGUACACCACGUCCCAAUUGCACGGCGGUACUUGGGGCACAACGGGGGGAUUGAGCAGCGGCCACCAGUCGCUGAACUCCAUCACCGGUGGGGCCGGCGGCGGCGGCGGCGGUGGCGGCGGUGGCGGCGGCGGCAGGAGUUCCUCCAGCAAGACCAACAGUCUGCAGGGCGGCAAUAACUGCACCAGUGAUGACAUCACCGCGAGCAAGACGACGGGUCAGCAGAGGGGAAACCGUCUGGUCGACGACGUGGUGUCCGCUUACGCGGGCUACUCGUCGGCCUACGGCGCGUCCCAGCUGCACGGCGGCACUUGGGGCGCCACGACGGGGGGACUGAAUAGCGGCCACCAGUCGCUCAAUUCCGUCAGCAGCAGGAGCUCCAGCAAGACGAACAAUCAGUUGCAGAGCGGUAACAAUGCGAGCGGUGACAUUCCCGUGAGCAAGACCGAGCGUCAGCAGCAGAGGGAGCGCGCAAGCGAGCUGCCGGUGACGAUCUUCGAUCCCUACCCGCUCGGGUCUUACCUGUCCGAGUCCCAGCUGCACAGCAGCCACCGAUCGAACCAGAGUAGCAGUCAUCAGUCGCUCAAUUCCGUCGACGGCGCGACGACCGGCAAGUCGCAGCGCGCUCGGACGCACCAGACGCAACAGCAGCACAAUAACAAUGGCGCGUCGCACGACAAUUACGGCUCCCACGGCUCCUCGAGUAGCUCCAGCCGUUUGGUGCUCUCGUUCCAACCGGGGAUCCAGGAGAUCCUCGAGGAGUUGAGGCGAUAG